AUUCAAACACGAUUACCAGGAUUUUGAAAAGCUGGAUAAAUUUUUCAUUUGAUUCUGUUCGCAUUUCGCAGAAACACACGUUAAUUACCUAGACUUUGUUUGUCAGGUCUAAUUUUAUCAAGGUGACUCAGCUUAACGGACAAGCGCUUAUUUGAGAUAUGGCUGUUUUGUCGUUGUUUGACCCCUUAAUACUAGAACAUAUCAACUGUUCUGAGUUGAUCAAGAAACAUGUAGUCCAUAUAAACUUUCAGAGUCCUAAAACGAUUCCGAAAAUACGGCCUCUAUUAUCAUCUGAUUAUGAUUAUCUUGCUUUAUUAAAACAGUUAACCGUAGUUGGGAAGAUAGAACAGAGAGAAUUUGAUGAAAGAUUUUCUUUGAUGGCCUCUUGCUUGGAUACAUAUUUCAUUGUAGUUUUAGAAGAUGCUACAACAAGUAGAAUCAUUGGAGCAGCAACUCUCUUCAUAGAGUUAAAGUUCAUUCACCAAUGUUCGAAGCGUGGUCAUAUUGAGGAUGUUAUAGUCGAUUCAAGAUAUCGCGGGAUGAAUUUUGGAAGAUUCGUCACAUGAUUUUAAAACCUGUAGAUAAAACCUCCGUUCUAUACAUUAUAAUACUGAUUUUCUCUAACCCUUCUCAUAAUCAUACUUUUUAACAAUUGAUUUCUGAUAGCACCGAUUAGAUCUCAUUAUAAGUUGAGUAAACCGUUAAUUUAAAUGUUUAAUAAAAAUCAACGGGAAUAAAUAUGCAGAGAAUGUGAUUGACCCCUGUAUUGUUUAUAAGUCUUAAGGUUACGGCCACCCAACUUGUUUUGUAUUUUUCUGUUCAGUCAAAAUUUACCAACCGUUUUAGACUGCUCACACAAUUUAGAAAGUAUCUUUUCGAGGGUCUCAGCCUUCAUACUAGUUUUUUCUGUCUGUAAUAAAUUGCAAGUACUGUCACAUAUCUUGUAUAUCAAUCUGAUCUUAAUAUACUUACUGACAAUACAAAAUGAAUACUCGAAAAUUUAAAUUGCAUUAAAAUAUUUCGCUGGAGUAGAAAGGUGAAACAAACCCACUAAAAGUACAGACAUUCUCAAAAUAUUUAUAUUUUAAAACAUGUUGAGGAAUUCAAAAAGGGA
Messenger RNA from Schistosoma bovis, 1114 nucleotides. Lineage: Eukaryota; Metazoa; Platyhelminthes; Trematoda; Strigeidida; Schistosomatidae. The record is from the annotation of a GenBank genome assembly.